AUGAACGAGAACCGUUAUGGUUUCCCCUCGAGUGACAAUACUGGCGGAGGGAAAAAAGGAAAGAAACGUGACCCUCCUAAUGCAAGUGUGGAUGAAAGGAUACCAGUAUUUCUGGUACAACAAAUGCCUAGUGUUGAAGGCGAAGUGUUGGGUAACCCAGUCAGGGUUCGUCGAAAUACGGGCAGUAAUACUGCAAUUAUCCGAAGAAACCUAGUGCCAAAACAACGGUUGACGGGGGAGAGUAGCAGAGUCUUACUCAUUGAUGGUUCCGCCAGAGAAGUACCAGAGGCCAAGAUUUCCGUCAACAGCCCAUACUUUAAGGGAGAGAUGACCGCACUUUGUAUAGACAAGCCGCUUUACAAAUUGGUGCAUGGUAACCUACCAGGUGUCAGAGAUCCUCACAAGCCAGAUCUUAAGUGGAAGCCUCCUAGAGUCGACAAGAGCGACAAUGUGACGCGAGACUGCAGCAUGGAAGCUGAGGAGUGUCCUCAGUAUGUUUCCGCUACGGUCAAACCUCACGAGGACAAAAUAACACCAUUGUCCGUGCCAAAAAUAAAAUGGCGUGACGUAACAAAAGACCAGUUAACAGAAGAGCAACAAAACGACAAAACAUUGAAAGCCGUGUUUGCUAAAGUCGGUAAUGAUUUCAAGUCACCAAAAGGCCACAGUUACAAGUUUCUUGAAAUAGGAGGACUUCUUUACCGAGAAUACUAUUUUGUGACAGGCAGGAAGUUUAGCCAGCUCGUCGUGCCGAAGAUCUUCAGGAAGCAUAUCCUUGAAGUCGGCAAUGAAAGUUUUAUGGCAGGGCACCAAGGCAUUCGGCGAACGACAGAUCGCAUUUUAGCGGAUUCUGACUGGCCGGAUCUGCAUGGCGACAUGAAACGGUUCGUCAAGUCCAGCGACAAGUGUCAGCGAACGACACCAAAAGGAAAAAUUGGUGUUGCGCCUCUAGAAAACAUGCCUGUAAUUCGUACGCCUUUUGAGCGUGUUGCGGUCAAGUUAAUUGAUCCGUUCUCACCGUACUCGGACCAUGGCAACCAUUACAUUUUGACUCUUAUCAACUUUGCCACCCGAUAUGCGGAUGCCAUUGCACUCCCUGCAAUUGAUGCUGCGCAUGUAGCUGAAAGACUGAUUGAGAUUUUCUCUCGAGUCGGCUUACCGAAGGAGAUCGUUACCGACCAAGGAAGAAGUUUUACAGCGGAACUCAUGGUAGAGGUGGGCCAUGUUCUUGCCAUCAAGUUUUUUCAAACGACCCCCUACCAUGCCAUGGCGAAUGGGCUCAUUGAGAAGUUUAAUGGAACGCUGAAGAUGAUGCUCAAGAGGAUUAGCCAGGAAAAACCACGAUCCAGGGACAGGUACCUCGCCCCACUCCUUUUCGCUCACAGAAAGGUGCCGCAAGCGAGCUUAGGCUUCUCGCCUUUUCAGCUAAUUUACGGUCGUCACGUGCGAGGACCACUGAGGGUGCUGAAGGAGCUGUGGAGCAAUGAAGUCAUCAACGAUUGUGCUGCUUCUCAAGCCAUUGACUCCGAAGCCCUGCGUGAAACGUUCCGAGCCAUUGUGCGGGAUGAGCUACGCAAGCUGUUGUCUUCGACGCAGCCUCCUGUGAAUUCGAUCGGGGACAUCGUGCGAGAAGAAGUCCGGCAAUUGCUUCGAAUUCUCUAA
Rhipicephalus microplus (southern cattle tick) is the source of this 1662-nucleotide messenger RNA. RefSeq lists its product as uncharacterized. Lineage: Eukaryota; Metazoa; Arthropoda; Arachnida; Ixodida; Ixodidae. The record is from RefSeq and is a predicted model, not a curated record.